Molecule: messenger RNA, 1659 nt
Organism: Tigriopus californicus
Lineage: Eukaryota; Metazoa; Arthropoda; Copepoda; Harpacticoida; Harpacticidae
Product: tubulin beta chain-like
Exons: 3
Coding region: 121-1461 (446 amino acids)
Biological process (GO): microtubule cytoskeleton organization; mitotic cell cycle
Cellular component (GO): cytoplasm; microtubule
Molecular function (GO): GTP binding; structural constituent of cytoskeleton; GTPase activity
Source: RefSeq, a predicted model, not a curated record
CUAAAGCUUUGAUGAAUCAGUUUCCUUGGAACGUUCGCUAGAGUCUAACGGGGAAGACGUUAAACCCACAAGAGACAGAUAUUUUCUCUGCUUCAAAUUCAACUAUAUCCUACCGUCAAAAUGAGAGAAAUCGUGCAUGUUCAAGCCGGUCAAUGUGGCAACCAAAUUGGAGCCAAGUUCUGGGAAAUUAUCUCCGAUGAGCAUGGUAUUAGCACCACUGGCAAUUAUGAGGGCACCUCGGAUCUCCAAUUGGAACGCAUCGACGUCUACUACAAUGAGGCCAGUGGAGGGAAAUAUGUUCCCAGAGCAAUCCUCUUGGACUUGGAACCGGGAACCAUGGACUCUGUGAGGUCGGGACCUUAUGGACAGAUCUUCAGACCUGACAACUUUGUUUUUGGACAAUCAGGAGCCGGCAAUAAUUGGGCCAAAGGACAUUACACGGAGGGAGCCGAAUUGGUGGACUCUGUUCUUGAUGUGGUGCGAAAAGAGGCGGAGUCUUGCGAUUGUCUGCAAGGAUUCCAGAUGACCCAAUCCUUGGGUGGAGGAACUGGCUCGGGUAUGGGAACCCUGCUAAUCUCAAAGAUCAGGGAAGAAUACCCUGACCGAAUCAUGAACACCUACUCCGUGGUGCCUUCGCCCAAGGUGUCUGACACCGUGGUAGAGCCCUACAACGCCACCCUCUCCGUCCAUCAAUUGGUCGAAAACACCGAUGAAACCUACUGCAUUGACAAUGAAGCUCUCUAUGAUAUCUGCUUCCGUACCUUGAAGCUCACCAACCCCACCUAUGGAGAUCUGAACCACCUCGUGUCCUUAACCAUGUCCGGAGUGACCACCUGUCUCCGAUUUCCGGGUCAGCUGAAUGCCGAUCUGCGAAAACUGGCCGUGAACAUGGUUCCCUUCCCUCGUCUUCAUUUCUUCAUGCCUGGUUUCGCACCUCUCACGGCCCGAGGAAGCCAGCAGUACAGGGCUUUGAGCGUGCCCGAGCUCACUCAACAAAUGUUCGAUGCCAAGAACAUGAUGGCCGCUUGUGAUCCUCGCCAUGGUCGCUACUUGACCGUGGCGGCCAUCUUCCGUGGCCGCAUGUCCAUGAAGGAGGUAGACGAGCAAAUGUUGAACAUCCAGAACAAGAACAGCUCCUACUUUGUGGAGUGGAUUCCGAACAAUGUCAAGACUGCCGUGUGCGAUAUCCCUCCUCGAGGGUUGAAGAUGGCAUCCACCUUCAUUGGAAAUUCCACUGCCAUCCAGGAGUUGUUUAAGCGAAUCUCCGAACAAUUCACCGCCAUGUUCCGACGUAAGGCUUUUUUGCAUUGGUACACUGGCGAAGGUAUGGAUGAGAUGGAGUUCACGGAGGCCGAGUCGAAUAUGAAUGACCUGGUUUCCGAAUACCAACAAUACCAAGAGGCCACCGCUGAGGACGAGGAGUUCUACGAUGAGGAAGAGAUCGAGCCUGAGAUGGAAUAACUCGCUCCAAGAAAUUUGAGACGUCUUACCCAGUAUACUUUACGCCGACUCACUCUUAACAAAUUGGUCUUCAUGAAGGCUCUGUGCUAAAAUUGGCGCUUGUUCAAUAAAUCUAACAUCUGUAACGAACUUGCGUUUGCUGUUGAGAUGUGUUCAUGAAAAAGUGUAAAAAGACUAAAAUAAAUAUGGCAAUUUGUU